AAUCCACCCGGGAUAAGAGUUAUAAUUGUCACCAAACGUCUGAACUUCCCCGAACCUUAAAGACACGUACUUAUAGAAGACAGCCAACAACAUUCGAAGAAGAAGAGGAGGAGCGGGAAGCCCCGAAGAGAAACAAUGGCGAGCAAGCUGCCGCUCACGGUACAAGGCGGGGCGGCAGCGUGGGGGACGAUAAGAGGGAGCUUCCACUCCCUAAUGGCCCUCCUGAUUGCUGCCCUCAUGCUGGCCAUUAUAUACCUCGCGAGGGAUGCAGAACCGCCACCCUCUGAGGAGGAGGCGAGGGUGGCAGCAGAGGAGGUGGGUAGGGUCAACAGCGUGGGAAGGGCGGGCCGGAAGGGGGAGUGCGAUCUCUUCUCCGGCAGGUGGGUGUAUGACAACGUGUCGUAUCCGCUGUACAAGGAGAAGGAGUGCAAGUUCAUGUCCGAUCAGUUGGCGUGUGAGAAGUACGGGAGGAAGGACCUUAGCUAUCAGCACUGGAGGUGGCAGCCCCAUGAUUGUGACCUCCCUAGGUUCAAUGCCACAGCGCUGCUGGAAAGUUUGAGGAAUAAGAGGAUGGUGUUCGUUGGGGACUCUUUGAAUAGAGGCCAAUGGGUUUCAAUGGUCUGCUUGGUCGAAUCGGCCGUUCCUACUGAUUCCCUCAAGACCAUGUCCUUCCACCACAACAACUCCCUCAUCGUGUUCAAGGCCAAGGAAUACAACGCGACCAUUGAGUACUACUGGGCGCCGCUGCUGGUGGAAUCGAACUCCGACGAUCCCGUGAACCACCGCGUGCCCGAUCGCAUAGUUCGGGUGCAGGCAAUUGAGGAGCAUGCCCGGCAUUGGUCUGAUGCAGACAUCCUCGUGUUCGACACUUACCUCUGGUGGAGAAGGUCCAAAAUGAGAGUCCUGUGGGGUUCAUUCGAAAGUCCAGACGGGAUUUACAGGGACGUGAAGAUGCCCCGAGCCUAUGAAAUGGCUCUGAAUACGUGGUCCCAGUGGUUGGAAAUUCAUGUGAAUCGAUCAAAGACCGAAUUGUUCUUUGUUAGCAUGUCUCCAACACACGAGAGGGCAGAGGAGUGGGGAGGGGUUGCAGGGCAAAACUGCUACCAAGAAACACAGCCGAUCACCAGGGAGGAUUACUGGGGAGCCGGGUCCGAUCUGGCGAUGAUGAAGGUGGUGGAGACGGUCAUUGACGAUCUAAGAUCACGGGGCGUGGCGGUGCAGAUCCUGAACAUCACUCAGCUAUCGGAGUACCGGAAAGAGGCACACCCAUCAAUCCACCGUAAGCAGUGGGAGCCGCUGAAGGAGGAGAAACUGGCGAACCCAUUGAGCUACGCCGACUGCUACCACUGGUGCCUUCCGGGCGUGCCGGACGUGUGGAAUGAGCUGCUCUACGCUCACAUCUUCAAGAAUUGGGUGCCCAAGUUAGAGAGCAGAGUUGAGGAAUGACGAACUCUGUCUCAGUGCCCAGAAUCGGUUUGUGAUGAGAAAGUUUUGGGGAUUCCUAAUUGUAACUAUCAAGUUUGUGUCUGAUCUGAAAAAAAAAAAAAAGUGUAUAAAGCUGGCCGUGCUUACAUAGUGAUUGAAUGUUCAAAUUGUACAAGAAAGACUGAUUUUUUUUUUCCCCGUGUAUUCGUUCAUUUCUUAGAAA
Molecule: messenger RNA, 1648 nt
Organism: Punica granatum (pomegranate)
Lineage: Eukaryota; Viridiplantae; Streptophyta; Magnoliopsida; Myrtales; Lythraceae
Source: RefSeq, a predicted model, not a curated record